Molecule: messenger RNA, 1195 nt
Organism: Botrytis cinerea B05.10
Lineage: Eukaryota; Fungi; Ascomycota; Leotiomycetes; Helotiales; Sclerotiniaceae
Gene: Bcdcn1
Product: Bcdcn1
Exons: 5
Coding region: 239-1054 (271 amino acids)
Biological process (GO): positive regulation of ubiquitin-protein transferase activity; protein neddylation
Cellular component (GO): ubiquitin ligase complex
Molecular function (GO): ubiquitin-like protein binding; cullin family protein binding; ubiquitin conjugating enzyme binding
Source: RefSeq, a predicted model, not a curated record
GAGUAGACAUCUCCCCUUUUUGUCCAAAACAAUCGUUCUCGUCUAAGACUCAACCUGAAACACUUAUCGCUUAUGAUAAACCAUCUUUCUUAUCUUAAUACAACACCCAUAACUUUAUUUUGCACUAGGCUGCGGGACUAAGGCCGGACCAAAAGCCCAUGUUCUUAAAUUCACAACCCCGCCAUCUCAUCCUCCAGACAUUCAAUAAACAACAAAUAUAGAGGAACUUUUUUUCAAGAUGCCUCCAAAUGGGCAACAACGUUCCAUGCUCAAUGAGUUCAUGCAGAUUACUGGAGUUUCUGAAAGAAAUGCUUUGAAAAUUCUUAAAUCGGCGGGAUGGAAGCUAGAAACAGCAUGUGAUAGCUUCUUCCAAGGAAAUGGUACCCCUGCCCAAGCAAAAGAAAAGGAAUCCUUGACGAGGCUUUUUGAGAGCUACCGCACUUCCAACGAUGAUGCCGACAUGGUUGGUGUUGACGGCACUAUGAAGUAUUUUGGGGAUGAUUUGGGCAUCAACCUCGAAGGUGUUGAGUUUUUGAUCCCCUGCGAAAUCAUUCAAGUACCAUCAAUAGGAGAGAUGACCAAAGAUGGCUUUGUCGAAGGAUGGAAAAACUUGGGCCUUGAUACAUUGCCCAAGCAAAAGGAAUACAUUUCAAAGGCCAAAGAUUCAUUGUCGACCGACGUGGACUUGUUCAAGAGAGUAUAUAAGCACACCUUUGUCUGUGCUCGCGAGAAGGGACAGAAAGCUCUUUCAUUAGAACUCGCCAGUGUAUACUGGGAGCUUUUGUUCAACUCUCCGGGAAGGACAUGGAAGACAGGCUCGACGGAUUGGAUCAAACUAUGGUUGGAAUUCCUCGGACAGAAUUGGAAGAAGAGUGUCAACAAGGAUUUAUGGAACCAGACAUAUCAAUUUCAUGCAAAGACAGUGGAGGAUGAGAGUCUGAGCUUCUGGACUGAAGAUUCAGCAUGGCCAAGUGUCAUUGAUGAAUUUGUUGCAUGGGUAAAGAAGAACAGGGGAGAUUCGGAGGAAGUAGGAGAGACGAUGGAGACUGAUUGAAAAGGCACGAUAAAGCUCUAGAAGGGAUGCAUUUUGAUUUCUUUUUACCUGCAGCGAAGCAUAUUCCUGGUUGUGCAAUGGCGUUCUAGGUAGCAGACUGGCGUUUCAAGCACCAUACAAGAAUGUGAGGUGGAAAUACCA